GGGCGGCGCAGGCGCGGUGCGGCCCGGGCCGGGGGCUCCAUGUCGCGCCGGGCCCUGAGGCGGCUGAGGGGCGAGCAGCGGGGCCAGCAGGAGCCGGGCCUGGGCGAGCUGGGCCCGGCUGACGGCCCCGAGAACGGGCAGCAGCGGCAGGAGGGGGUCGUGAGGGGGCGGAGAGGCGUCAGCAACCGCUUCGAGCUGAUCACCAGUGAAGAACUGGAGGAUGACCUCCCAUCCAAAGAGGAGCGAGCGGAUACCAGGCUCAAAGAGCAUGGCGUGGCAGAGAGGAACGAUGAAGAGUCCGUACCAGAGGAGAGAGAAGGCGAUGGGCAGAGGAACGGGGAAGAGGCAGAGCGGCCGGACCAAACGCCCGUGUUAAGUAACAAGCCACGAAAGAAAAAAAAGAAAAGGAAAAGCAAGAAAGCUUCAGCAGGAGAGGCUCUGGAAGACAAUGACCUGGAAGACAUCGACAGCUUACUGGAGAAGAUUGAGGAUACCAAUGGGAUACUGCAAGAGACCCAGAGUGGAGUAAUUGUUGACAGCAGGCCUCUGCUCUACGUAGAGCACAGAAACUUGAAUCCAGAGAAUGAGUUGAAGAGAUACUUUGGGGCUCGUGCUGUUCUUGGUGAUCAGAGGCCAAGGCAAAGGCAGCGCCAGUAUGUCCGCAGCACGUGGCUGACGGUUCCCAAAAACACCUGGCCACGUUACAGCAAAACAGGUAUUGCCAUGCAGCUGGUAGAGACCAGGAGGGGGGUGCAGUACUUCACGUUUGAGCACCACCGUGAGUACCAGCAAGUGCAGUUCAAGUUCCUGGAUGCCGUGGAGUCCAUGGACCCCAACAACAUUGUGCUGCUGCUUCAGAUGAACCCGUACCACGUGGACUCCCUUCUGCAGCUCAGCGAUGUCUGCCGGAUGCAGGAGGAUCAGGAGAUGGCCCGUGACCUGAUAGAGCGGGUGCUGUACAGCCUGGAGUGCGCCUUCCACCCUGUCUUCAGCCUCACCAGCGGGAGCUGCAGGCUGGACUACCGGCGGCCGGAGAACAGGGCUUUCUUCCUGGCUCUCUUCAAACACCUGAUGUUCCUGGAGAAGAGGGGUUGUCCCCGGACAGCUCUGGAGUUCUGCAAGCUGAUUCUGAGCCUUGAUCCAGAGAACGACCCGCUGUGCGUGCUGCUGAUGAUUGAUUUUCUGUCCCUCCGAGCUAGAGAGUACACCUUCCUGACACGCAUGUUCGAGGAGUGGGAGAGUCACCGGAAUUUGUCCCAGCUCCCCAAUUUUGCCUUCUCAGUGCCGUUGGCCUAUUUCUUCCUGAGCCAGCAGGAGGAGCACUCGGAGAUGGAGUCAAGCCAAACCCGGGAGAGAGCUGCCCGGCUCAUCCAGCUUGCGCUGAUCAUGUUCCCAAGCGUUCUUAUGCCGCUGUUGGAUCACUGCAGUGUGCAGCCUGAUGCCAGGGUCGCCUCCCAUUCCUUUUUUGGGCUGAAUGCUCAGAUAAGCCAGCCUCCCGCCUUGAACCAGCUGACGUCUCUCUACGUGGGAAGGACUCACUCCCUGUGGAAGGACCCAGCUGUCAUGGCUUGGCUGGAGACAAACGUCCACGAGGUGUUACACCUGGUAGACAUCAGAGACCCGCUGGUGGAGGAGUGUGAGCUCAAGAGGAAGAUGAGAUACCAGAGUGCCCCCAGGAAUAUCUACCGGCACGUCAUCCUCUCGGAGAUGAAGGAGGCCACGGCAGCUCUGCCUCUGGAGGUGACGUCGCAGCCUGUGAUGGGGUUUGACCCUCUUCCUCCUCUGGACUCCAUCAUCUCCUACACCAGACCAGAAAGAACGAAUCACCCAUCCAACGAAAGCACUUUAUCUCUCUUCUUCCGAUCACUGUUGCCAAAUUUUAACUUGCAGGGGGACAUCAGGCACGAUGGAGAUGACGAGGCCGGAGCAGGGCAGGACCUCAACCAGGGGGUGAACAGGCUCAUGGCAGCCAUGCGGGACAUGCUGGCGAACAUCCAGUUCCAGGAGCCCCCCCGGGACGACAAUCCUGAAGGCGACGGGGACUGGGAUUGAGCUGAGAGCACGCGUCUCCCACCCUGCCCCUGUGUUAAUUGUACCCUAACCCUCUCCCACUCCAAUAAACUCAUAGAAACCAGA
Molecule: messenger RNA, 2136 nt
Organism: Anas platyrhynchos (mallard)
Lineage: Eukaryota; Metazoa; Chordata; Aves; Anseriformes; Anatidae
Gene: TCF25
Product: TCF25 ribosome quality control complex subunit
Cellular component (GO): RQC complex
Source: RefSeq, a predicted model, not a curated record